GGCCAUAGCAGUCAUUAGAAUAAGGGAAAAUAUGGGGCCAGCUUUGUGGUAGAGCAAGUGAAAGCUGCCACCUGUAACGUCGUAAUUGUACAGAGCACUGGUUCAGGUCCCAGCUGCUCUACGUCCAUUCCUGCUAAUGCACCCUGGGAAAGCAGCAGCAGAUGGCCUAAGUGCCUCAGCCUCUACCACCCAUCUGGGAGACUGGGAUGGAAUUCUUGGCUCCUGGCUUCAGCCUGGCCCAGUCCCAGCCUUUGUGGUCAAUGAACCAGGGGACAGAAGUGCUUUCUCCCCCAACUAUUUAAAAUAAUCUAUAAAAGGGGGUGGGGGAGAGGGAGUUCAGCCUGAGCCUGCCUGUGAGAGCUGCUAACUAGCAGGAAGCCUCCUUAGAGGAUUCCAAAAUGACAGCAGGAGCACCAACUGCCAACCACACCUAUCACCAUUACCUCCUGAUGAAGAAAACAGCACUUUUCCUACUCAAAAGCUAGCUUUGGUUCCCAGCCUCCCAGGGCAGAAGCUUGGGUUGCCGCCAAUGCUGCGUUGGAGUCUGAGGUUGAGCCUGGGUCCUCGUUGUGGCCUGCAGAUGGGAGAGACCGACCUGGCCUCCUUCCCCCUCUCUUCAAAGUUCUGUCUGAUGGGCGAGGUGAGGCCCCUAGGCUGCAGCCAGACUCGAGAGCGUUGCAGUACAUGAAGAAGCUUUAUAAAGCUUACGCUACCAAGGAGGGGAUUCCUAAAGCCAACAGAAAUCACCUCUACAACACAGUUCGACUCUUCACACCCUGGGUCCAGCAGAAGCAGGCUCCAGGACGCCCGGAAACAGGAGUCCUGCCGCCCGCGGACCUGCUGUUUAACCUGGAUCGCGUUACUGCCGUGGAACACCUGAUCAAGUCGGUCCUGCUCUACACUCUCGACAGCUCCGUCUCUGUCUCCAGUGCUGUGCAGUGUGUGUGCAGCCUGGUGACGAAGGAAACGGGGACUUCCAGCGAGACGCAGCCAUCGACUCCACGCCCACUCACCUUGCAGUCACGGUUUGAAUUCAGGAAGAAACACAAGUGGGCUGAGAUUGACGUGACCCCACUCCUUGAGCCUCUCGUGGCCUCCAGUGAGAGCCACGUCCACCUGUCUGGAAACUGCACUUGCCUGAAAGACCAGCAGCAGCGUCCCGCUGCACAGGAGGGCCCCUUGAACCUAACUGUGCUAGCGUCCCCCUCCCUCAUCUUGUAUUUGAAUGACACCAGUGCGCAGGCCUAUCACGGGUGGUAUUCCCUACCCUACAGGAGGAGGCCUUCACGGGGUCUCCGGCAGCAAAGUCGGCCUGCCCCUGGGGCAGGAGAAGAGGCUGCGCAGGUGGGCAGAUCGUCCAGGCGUCAGAGAGGUCAGGACGCUGUCGGCUCUCAACUGAAGCAGCCCCUGGUUCCAGCUGCUUUAAAUCUGAGUGAAUACUUCAAACAGUUUGUCUUUCCCCAGGAUGAGUGUGAGCUCCAUGACUUUCGCCUUAGCUUCAGUCAGCUGAAAUGGGACAACUGGAUCGUGGCGCCACACAGGUACAACCCUCGAUACUGCAAGGGGGACUGUCCCAGGGCCGUCGGGCACCGGUAUGGCUCUCCGGUUCACACCGUGGUGCAGAACAUCAUCUACGAGAAGCUCGACUCCUCGGUGCCGAGGCCGUCGUGUGUACCUGCCAGAUACAGCCCCCUGAGCGUUUUGACCAUUGAGCCCGGUGGCUCCAUUGCCUACAAAGAGUAUGAAGAUAUGAUAGCUACAAAGUGCACCUGUCGUUAGCAUGUGCUGCUCGACUACAGCCAUGAGCCUGUUGGGCAGAGUGAGUGCUGGGGGCCUGUGCGAACCUUCUGGAGGAAGCUUCCUAGGUCACACCUGAGUUGGUGUGUUGUAUGAAGAGAGGCAUGUGCAAAUGAGCACAUGGUGUGGAAUCUUUGAGUGCAAAGGGAAUUGUUGCUAUUGGCCUAUUUCCACAUUGAAGUGAAACAUUAUUUGGGGGAGAUUUCUUUCUCACUGAGUUUUUUUUGUUUCAUAAAGAUCUUAUUUUUGAUAAAAAAUCUUAGAAUUAAUUUUGGGUGGAAUGGCAACUCUGCAUUGACAACCCUGAUUAUUGUAGUCUUACUUAAUGGAAGAAUAAAUUCAUUUCAAUGGCAUAGUUUUGUGUGUAUG
Oryctolagus cuniculus (rabbit) is the source of this 2166-nucleotide messenger RNA. The record is from RefSeq and is a predicted model, not a curated record. Lineage: Eukaryota; Metazoa; Chordata; Mammalia; Lagomorpha; Leporidae.